CUCGCAUAUCAUAAAUAAUGGAACCUGAAAGCCAUGUAUUUGCCGGUUGGUCCAGGGAAGAGAGGUUUUGUUUACUACGAGUAGUUGAUAUUGACAUCGAAAAAAUUAGAAAACAAAUACCUUCUAAAAGUCCAAGUCAAAUCAAACAAGCUAUUAUUUAUAUAAUAAACUCGCUGUACCCGUCUGAUGGAGAUCCUCCACCAUGCUCUCGCAUGAAGCUGUCCGAGUGGCGACAAUUUUUAACUAGCUCUUCAGCUGAUCCAACUGAGCGUCGUGCAGAAGGAGCAAUAACAGCUAGAAUGAUUGCUCAGCUCGAGUAUAUACCGGCACCUGAGCGCACCUGGAACAUAGACUUUAAAGAGGUAUUCCUGCAGAUGGCUAAUGCUAUGGAAGGUAGACCUGUAGUUGCUGAUGCGGCAGUCACUGAAGUUCUUUAUCUGAUGGCGACGGACACUGUACGACGUUGCAACGGAAUUGUACCUCCCGGACUUAAAGACUUCAUAUCUAAAAUCAAUGCGGGUACUAAACCUACGCCUCCACGUGCUCCUCCACAGUCGCAGUGUCUGCAAGAUCCACGUGCCGUCUUUAUGUAUUCACAAGGCGGCUAUGAUCCAAUUUACGCCCCGCCUGAGAUUGUAAAUCCUUUUAGGACCGGCAGACACUCCAACAGAUCGUCCAGGCGGCAUCGUCAGUAA
This is a messenger RNA of Spodoptera exigua (beet armyworm), 695 nucleotides long. The record is from the annotation of a GenBank genome assembly. Lineage: Eukaryota; Metazoa; Arthropoda; Insecta; Lepidoptera; Noctuidae.